This is a messenger RNA of Dicentrarchus labrax (European seabass), 2051 nucleotides long. RefSeq names its product acetyl-CoA acetyltransferase 2 (gene acat2). The coding region runs from base 107 to 1294 and encodes 395 amino acids. Lineage: Eukaryota; Metazoa; Chordata; Actinopteri; Moronidae. Gene Ontology annotation, molecular function: acetyl-CoA C-acetyltransferase activity. The transcript is spliced from 9 exons. Gene Ontology annotation, biological process: fatty acid beta-oxidation. The record is from RefSeq and is a predicted model, not a curated record.
CUCCCGCCCGGUACAGAUCCUGUUCAGUGCUCUGUCUGUCGGCCACUAUCAGCUCACUGCAGUGUGGACACUCAGGAACUGCACUCUGAAGGAAAGGACUCUCAAAAUGAACUCCGAGCCUGUUGUUAUCGUCUCUGCUGCUCGGACGCCAAUUGGGUCCUUGAACGGUUCCCUGUCCACGGUGCCUCUGCGUGACCUGUGUUCAGUGGUGAUCAAGGACGUCCUGAAGCGGGCUGCGGUGAAGCCAGAGGAGGUCUCUGAGGUUAUCAUGGGACAUGUCCUAACAGCAGGUCAUGGGCAGAACCCAGCACGUCAGGCCAGUGUUGGGGCAGGGAUCCCCUACCCUGUCCCGGCCUGGAGCUGCCAGAUGGUGUGUGGCUCUGGGCUGAAGGCUGUGUGUCUGGGAGCUCAGUCCAUCUUGUCCGGAGAGUCCACAGUGGUGGUGGCAGGGGGCAUGGAGAGUAUGAGCAAGGCUCCUCACACACUGCACAUGAGAGCAGGUGUGAAGAUGGGCGAUGCCUCCCUACAAGACUCCAUGGUGGCCGACGGCCUGACAGACGCCUUCCAUGGCUACCACAUGGGCAUCACAGCUGAGAAUGUGGCGAAGCAGUGGGUCGUCAGUCGAGAGGAGCAGGACCAGUUUGCCGUUCAGUCCCAGAACAAAACGGAGGCUGCGCAGAAAGCGGGACAUUUUGAUCAAGAGAUUGUCCCGGUCAUGGUGCCAUCCAGACAAGGUCCAGUGGAGGUGAAGGUGGAUGAGUUUCCUCGCCCCGGCAGCAACAUGAGCAGCAUGUCCAAACUCAGACCCUGCUUCAUUAAGGACAGCAGUGGCACCGUCACAGCUGGAAACGCCUCAGGUAUUAAUGAUGGAGCAGCAGCAACUGUCUUAAUGAGCCAAUCAGAGGCUGCGAAGCGUGGCAUAAAACCCAUGGCCAGAAUCGUAUCGUGGGCUCAAGCUGGCCUUGACCCAUCUGUGAUGGGAACGGGACCAAUACCAGCCAUCAGGAAAGCGGUUGAGAAAGCAGGCUGGCAGCUGGACCACGUCGACUUAUUUGAGAUCAAUGAAGCGUUUGCUGCCCAGUCUAUUGCUGUGGUGAAAGAACUUGGUCUGAAUGUAGACAAGGUGAAUGUGAGUGGUGGUGCCAUUUCUUUGGGUCAUCCCAUUGGUAUGUCCGGCUGCAGAGUUCUGGUGACCUUGUUGCACGCGCUUCAGAGGACUGGAGGCCGUAAGGGUGUGGCAUCUCUCUGCAUUGGAGGAGGGAUGGGCAUCGCGAUGUGCGUGGAGAGGGUUUGAGACGAAAAUGUAACGCUGCUUCACAGAUUGCACUUGAUCUCGUCUUUUUAAUGGAUAAGGGAUACUGAAACUCAGUGUUUACAUUGCAGAACACGCUAUAAAAUUGUUUACCUGGGUUCUUCCAAAUCACUGUACUUGAGGGAAAAGUGACGAGUAUGUUUUGUGGUUGUUGGGUCUUCAACAAUAUCCUGCCAUUCUUACUGUGAACUUUACUUAAAUUCACCCUUCCUCAGGUUCUAACUGUGUAGCAUGUGACUUAAUGUUAGAGGAUUUCAGAUGUCUAAAUGAUGUUAAUCUAGUGUAUGCUAAAAGCUUAAAUACACACCAGCAGUAACUAAAACUGUUGGUACAACCCGGUAGUGUGCUAAAUAGGUACUCUACUGUAGUUGUGGUUGUUGGUUGGUUCUUUAAAAUGACCUGCACGACUGAAAAAGUGAAACACUAAAACUGCAAAGGCAGGGCUUUAUUAGUGUCCAGUAUGGGCAGGCUUUGGGAGACCUUCUCUUUAGAGCAUCAUUUUUAAACUUGUGGUGUAAUUGAUUUGACAAAUGCUUCAAGCGGUCUACGUUGCUCUAAAAAUGGAUACUGAUCAACAUUCCACUUUCUCUAAUCAAUUGUGCAGACAGCAGCCUUGAAACACAGCUAAGUGCCAUAAGGUUUUAGUAUGCUAGGCUUCUCUAACCUCGUGCUUCCUGUACAUACAAAGAUGUUUCCUGUAAUCUAGCUGUUAUACAUAUCAAUAAAGAAUUAUAAGCCA